AGCCGGAAAUUUGGCGUGACUGUGAACAAAGCUCAGGUGCUACGUUUACCUGGUUUAUCUAUAAAGGGAAAAAACAAAUUGCAAGAUUCGAAACUCCAACAUUGAUGAUCUUGCCUCAAGAUUUGGUUAUCAUGCACUCUCGUCAAGAACCUACAUACAACAGUUCCAUUUCUUGGCGUCUCGAUAACCACACUGACGCAAGUGAUAGUUCACUGGAGGAUACCGACGAUGUCCAGCAUUCUUCAAACCGCGCAUCGUUGCUCUCAAACUCAACCUUUGGUAAAAACAAUGUAACCCCAAAGCUCGAACUUCUUGCAUUUCGCCCCCGACCCUCUGGAGCUGCCGUGAUGUCGUUGCCGAAGACCUCGUCUUCGGUUAGAACGACUUCAGAUCUUCACUGGUCUUCGGGCAUCGGCACCUACAUGGCCGCGCUCAUCGUCUCCGAAAGAGAUACCGUCGUCCACUCCGGCAAGAAUAUUUCCUUCCAAGUCGUCGAAGUACCAUUUUCAGUGAAGUUCCUAGGCGGCAGCACUCGAUGGCAGUCUCGGGCUGAGAAUAUAACUCUUUGGGUUGAGGUUCACUCACCGACCCCCAACUACUCGCUCUCCUGGUCAUGUCAUUUCCUCCACGACCCGCAAACUCCGUGCUUCAUCGCCCCCGACCCCUGGGACUACUUCCAACGCACCGUCCGUACCGACUCGCUCUCCCGCAAACUCAAGAGAACAUUCGAGUGGAAAUCGAGCCAACCUAACCCUAAAGACAGCACUGAUGAGAUCCAAAACUUCAACGAAAUUUUCGCAAAUGCGAGCUAUCAGCGACCGGGUUCUAUAAACACGAACCACGACGAAUCCUCAACACCUGCUAGCUUCGGUGACGGCUUUAUCGUGAACGAUUGGCCAACAUCAGCCGAUGAAGGCCAAUCCGAGGAGCUGACGAGCUACAUCGAGUCUCUGACAUUCCCUUGCUACAUGCUGCAGCCUCUGGCGUUUGAACUGCUCUUCAAAGUGUCCGUGACAGAAGCGUCGCGACCUCCACGGUCAUCACAGCAGCGCAUCGUCGUGCUCUCCAGUCUCGUGACGGAGUGA
Molecule: messenger RNA, 1085 nt
Organism: Hyalella azteca
Lineage: Eukaryota; Metazoa; Arthropoda; Malacostraca; Amphipoda; Hyalellidae
Exons: 3
Coding region: 105-1085 (326 amino acids)
Source: RefSeq, a predicted model, not a curated record